ACUUUUACUUUAGUCAGAAAACAGGUUUGCUUUUUUAACUGACAACUUUAUCUGAAGGCAGGUAACAUGAGUGUCACAGACGAUGGAAUCACAAAUGCCUCGACAGAUAUCUUUUAUCCAGCGUUUACAUUUUACCACGUCAAAGACUUGAACAAUGUUGAAUCCAUUUUCAAACCUACCCUUUAUUGCAUUAUAGCCUUCUGCGGUCUUGUUGGAAAUUCCUUGGUAUUGUGGAUAUUAAUGUGCAUUAAGAAGAUGAAUUCAGUGACUGAUAUAUAUCUUCUAAACAUGGCCGUUUCCGACUUACUGUUUGUCUUUUCACUGCCAUUUGCAGUAUAUCAAAUCAAAGACCAGUGGGUGUUUGGAAAUGCAAUGUGUAAAAUAUUGUCUGUGAUAUAUUAUACUGGUUUUUACAGUGGUAUUUUCUUUAUAACAGUUUUGAGUGUAGACAGGUAUUUAGCAAUUUUACGUGUUGUUUUUUCUCUCAAGUUUAGAACUAUGAAAUUAGGGCUUUUUCUUAGUUUUACUAUUUGGACCUUUUCUGUUCUGUUGUCUAUACCAAAUGUCCUAAUUCACAAAGAAGAGACGGAAAAAGGUUUCACAUUUUGUGCAGUUUCGUACCCUGAAGACCAAAAUAUACACUGGACAGAACUGUUUUCACUUUUACAAGUCAACAUCUUUGGUUUUAUUAUUCCUCUUGCUGUUAUACUGUUCUGUUACUCUCACAUUAUUAGGGCUUUACAGAACAGUAGGAGUGUGCAGAAAAAAUAUGCUGUCAGAUUGAUUCUUGUAAUUGUCAUUGUGUUUUUUUUGUUUUGGACUCCUUAUAACGUGGUUAUUUUUUUAACAAUUUUGGAUACUAUUGGCACAUUUGGUGCCUCCAAUUUUACAAACUGGUUGAAGGACGCAAAGGAUGUAACUCAGACAAUAUCGUUUGUACAUUGCUGUUUAAAUCCUGUUGUGUACUCUAUUGCUGGUGAAAACUUUAGGAAGCAUCUGUACAAUAUGUUUUUUAAGCUUUUAAAAUGCAUGCGCCUUAAAAGACAUUGGGGCUCAAUUGAAAACUCGGGCAUAGAUAAAAAGUCUUCCACAGGAAAAGACACAAAAUCUCUUUCUUUUACUGAUACUAUUGUGUGAAUUAAGCAAAUAAAAUCCCAAACACAACUAGGAAAAUCCCAAACUGUUUGUCCGCUUCAGUUCUGUUUAUGUGCUGUAUCCAGAUAUCUCAAGAUUAAAAAUAUUUACUCUUUCAAGCACUAAACCAUUAAUUAAAAGAAGGACUUGUUUAUAAAAUAUUAUCCGGGGCAAUGAUUCAUGUACGAUUGGGAAAUUCCAUGUAAAAUGUGGUUUUGAUCUCUGAUCCCCCCCCCCCCCACACACACACUAAACUAGUGAAAAUGAAUACAGUAGGUCUACUUGAAUUUUUUAGAUUUAUACUAAAUCCUGUGAGCUACUGGUACUCCAGGUGUGACAGCGAGUACAGAUGUGUCUUUAUACACCGUGUUUCUGUGCUGUAUUGCAAAAGACACUAGUCACAAUUUAUAUGUCCAUGGACAGCUAGUUUUGUACAGAUGUGUUCACUUUCAUCUAGCCUCUAUGCACAUUAAACAGCCCUUCUAGUCACGCCAUGCUGUGGUGUGACUCGGUAGCACCGAACAUCUUUACAUGCAACUUUUUCCAUUAAAAUGCAUCUUAUUCACAAAACUAUAUAAAAA
Messenger RNA from Pseudophryne corroboree (corroboree frog), 1715 nucleotides. Its product is annotated as C-C chemokine receptor type 8-like. The transcript has 2 exons. The coding region runs from base 67 to 1137 and encodes 356 amino acids. Gene Ontology annotation, biological process: positive regulation of cytosolic calcium ion concentration; immune response; calcium-mediated signaling. Lineage: Eukaryota; Metazoa; Chordata; Amphibia; Anura; Myobatrachidae. The record is from RefSeq and is a predicted model, not a curated record. Gene Ontology annotation, molecular function: C-C chemokine receptor activity; C-C chemokine binding. Gene Ontology annotation, cellular component: external side of plasma membrane; membrane.